GAGCUCUAGAUAGGCUGCGAGUCUCUCUCUGCAGCGAUACCCCUCUCCAAAAGGACUUACACAGGAAGAGGUUGGGUGUGUGCGCAAGGGAAAACGUCAUUUAUAAAUGGGGGAGGGAUCCGACGUUUCAGGAAAUAGAAAGAAGAAUUUAUUAAAGGACCGGUAGCACAAAUCGAAUGAUCAUGGCGCUGGGAUCGGCUUGGAAACACAUGUCGUGGCUGUACUACCAGUAUCUUCUAAUCACAGCUCUGUACAUGUUGGAACCCUGGGAGAGGACAGUCUUCAAUUCCCUUCUUGUUUCGGUUGCUGGAAUGGCUGUGUAUACAGGGUAUGUGUUCAUGCCUCAACACAUCAUGGCAAUACUACACUACUUUGAAGUUGUGCAGUGAUAAAGAUGACUUCAGCGGGGAACAUGAAGAAGAGAUGGAUGGAUGUCCUGUGGAGAGAGCUCUUUUUGUUUCGGACUUUCAUUCUGUGACAUUCCACUCUGUGCUGACAACUGUUGACCAAUAAGAAAGAAGAACAUGUAUUUAUUGAAAACAUGUCCCAUUUAAUUCAUACAAGUUGUAAUUGUAUAGUAAAUGUAUAUGGAGUCUAAUCCUUUUCACUUGUACUUGCUGAAUACCAGUAUUUAUUUUUUAAAACUCUGAUGUCAGUGCACUUUAGUGGCUGUGACAGCAUUGCGACUAUGAAACGUCAGUGACAUUAGUAGCAAUUGAACCUGCCUUUUAAAACAAACUUCUGUUUUAAUUGCUUUAAGAAAGUGCUUUUUUAACAGUUGGUGAUCGGUUUAGCGGAUCUACUUUUAUUUAAAAACAAAAACAACAACAUUGAUACCAUAAAAGAACUGCUGAUGACUACUUGUAAAUGUACAAAAACUUUGUAUCAAGUGUUAUAUUUGAUGUGCAUCACUAAAAAUAUAAUACUUUAAAAACAAACAAACAUACAAACAAAAUUGUUGUGCAUUUUACAUUUCAUAGAAGAUUCCUGUAUUCACCUAGUCUAUACUAUUGAGCAGGAGAAACUAACAGACUGAAGUUUUGGUCUUUAUUUUUUUUUCUCUUCUUUCUCUCUGGUCCUUUGAUCAGAACUGAAGCAAAGUUUCAUGUUGACACUUGGUCAGUGUGCUUAGUAAACUGUUUUCUUUUUUAGUAUACACGGUGUGGUAAAUCUGGGACGGUAGUUAACUUGUUUGCUUAGUACACCAAUGAAAAAUAAAUCCUGCAAAGGUUUUUAUAAAAAUUGUCUGGCUUUUAUUUCAGAUUUGCCAAUGUUGAAAAAUAAGGAUCUUUUAUUCAGGUGUACAAUAAUAUAAUGCCAAAGAGACUGGCAUCUAUUACCCUAGACAGAGCUUUACCU
This is a messenger RNA of Acipenser ruthenus (sterlet), 1359 nucleotides long. Its product is annotated as serine palmitoyltransferase small subunit A. Bases 177 to 389 code for a protein of 70 amino acids. Gene Ontology annotation, biological process: ceramide biosynthetic process. The transcript has 2 exons. Gene Ontology annotation, cellular component: serine palmitoyltransferase complex. The record is from RefSeq and is a predicted model, not a curated record. Lineage: Eukaryota; Metazoa; Chordata; Actinopteri; Acipenseriformes; Acipenseridae. Gene Ontology annotation, molecular function: serine C-palmitoyltransferase activity.